This is a messenger RNA of Gadus macrocephalus (Pacific cod), 947 nucleotides long. Its product is annotated as myosin-binding protein H-like. The coding region runs from base 78 to 932 and encodes 284 amino acids. The record is from RefSeq and is a predicted model, not a curated record. Lineage: Eukaryota; Metazoa; Chordata; Actinopteri; Gadiformes; Gadidae. The transcript is spliced from 5 exons. Gene Ontology annotation, molecular function: protein binding.
CCCGGGUCCCGAGGUGUGAUGGCACUGGAUUUAGUUGGAGGACCUGAUUUAACUGGGAAUUAGCUGAUACCGCCAUCAUGCCGGCCAAACCUGCCCCGAUCAAGAAGGCGGCGAAGAAGGAGUUACCUGAGAAGAAGGUGGAGAAGGCCCCCGAGCCGGCUCCUGAGCCCGAACCCGCUCCCGUCGAGCCCGAAGCCGCUCCCGCCGCCGUCGAGGAGGCUCCCCCAGCGGAGGAAGCCCCUGCGGAGACCCCGGCCGAGGGCGCCGCGGAGGCCCCCGCAGAGGUGGUCGUCGAGGCUCCACCUCCACCUCCCCCUGCUGACUCUGCUGACGCGACCGAGGCUACCGCUGAUCCAGAAGCUAGCACUGACCCUGCGGCUAACGCUGACCCCGCCGCUGAAACACCUGUCGCAGAGGAGCCCAAAGCGCCUACACCUCCACCGCCACCACCCAAAGAGCCAACCAGCGCUCCCCUGGAUCUGUUUAUCGAGGACAAGAACGACACGUCGGUGAGCAUCAUCUGGAGCGGGCCUGAGACCGUGGGAGACUCUGGCCUCGACGGGUACCUCAUUGAGGUGUGCAAGGACGGAACCGAGGACUGGAAGGCAGUGAACGAGGAGCUGCACAAGUCCACCCGCUACGCCAUCAAGAACCAGACGACCGGCGACAAGCUGAAGAUCCGCGUGGUGGCGGUGAACGCGGGUGGCCGCAGUGCCCCCGGGGCCCUUCCCGAGGCCGUCCUGGUCAAGGAGGUGGCAAACCGUCCCAAGGUCCGUCUGCCUCGCUUCCUCAGACAGAGAUACGUGGCCAAUGUGGGGGCAAAGAUCAACCUCACUGUCCCCUUCACUGUGAGCGCCACUCCGCUGACACACCCCACGAACACCCGACACACCACACGACAUACACCUGAUGUGCACCUGACAUACACGUGAGAUACACCUGAGACA